Ochotona curzoniae (black-lipped pika) is the source of this 1017-nucleotide messenger RNA. RefSeq names its product olfactory receptor 7E24-like. Gene Ontology annotation, cellular component: membrane. The transcript has a single exon. Bases 88 to 1017 code for a protein of 309 amino acids. Gene Ontology annotation, molecular function: G protein-coupled receptor activity; olfactory receptor activity. Lineage: Eukaryota; Metazoa; Chordata; Mammalia; Lagomorpha; Ochotonidae. The record is from RefSeq and is a predicted model, not a curated record. Gene Ontology annotation, biological process: G protein-coupled receptor signaling pathway.
CUCUUUAUCAACACUCUUUUCUUUUCCCAAAGGAGUCUAGGUUAUACCGAAGCUCAAAACCACACACAUGUCUCAGAAUUCCAUCUCAUGGGCUUCUCCGAGGAUCCAGCCCUGCAGCCCCUCCUCCUGGGGCUGUUCCUCUCCAUGUACCUGGUCACGCUGCUCGGGAACCUGCUCAUCAUCCUGGCUGUCACCUCUGACUCCCACCUCCACACACCCAUGUACUUCUUCCUCUGCAGCCUGUCCUUGGCUGAUGUGGGGUUCACCUCCACCACGGUUCCCAAGUUGAUUGUGGCCAUCCUCACUCAUAGCCCAGCCAUCUCCUAUGCUGGCUGCCUGACUCAGAUGUCCCUCUUUCUCCUCUGUGGAUGCAUGGAUGAUUUGCUCCUGACGGUGAUGGCCUAUGACCGGUUUGUUGCCAUCUGUCACCCCCUGCAUUACCAACUCAUCAUGAACCCCCAUCGUUGCAGUUUCUUACUUUUGAUGUGUUUUGUGGUUAGCCUUUUGGAUUCCCUGCUGCAGAAUUUUAUGGUCUUAGGGAUUGAUUGCUUCAAGGGAGCGGAAAUUUCCAAUUUCUUCUGUGACCCUUCUCAGCUUUUCAGCCUCAAUUGCCAUGACACAUUCAGCUAUGAUGUAAUCAUUUAUUUGAUUGGCAUCAUUUUUUGUGUUUUUCCUAUGUCAGGGAUCCUUUACUCUUACUAUAAAAUUGUCUCCUCCAUCCUGAGGGUCCCAUCAUCCGGGGGCAUGUACAAAGCCUUCUCCACCUGUGGCUCUCACCUCACUGUGGUUUGCUUAUUUUACGGAACAGCCUUUGGAGUGUACCUCAGUUCAUCUUUCUCGCUUGCUUCCCAGAGCUGUGCAGUGGCCUCAGUGGUGUACACCAUGGUCACCCCCAUGCUGAACCCCUUUAUCUACAGCCUGAGGAACAGGGACAUCAAGAGGGCCACGAGGAGGCUCCUGAGCAAAGCAGCUUCACCUCUGCUUUUUCACUUCUUGUGGGGGAAAGCAGCCAACUAA